Molecule: messenger RNA, 1754 nt
Organism: Mytilinidion resinicola
Lineage: Eukaryota; Fungi; Ascomycota; Dothideomycetes; Mytilinidiales; Mytilinidiaceae
Exons: 5
Coding region: 1-1413 (470 amino acids)
Source: RefSeq, a predicted model, not a curated record
AUGGCACGAGAUACGCAAGUAAGAGGUACGGCAAACAACGGGAGUCACAGCGACGAUGUGCAGAUUGUUACAUGGCUUCUAUUCGUCGUUGCUCUUGUCGUCGUCGAAGGUCACUUUGUUGUGAAGUGGAUCCGGGCGCGGAAAGCAAGAGUACGGCGGGUGAACUGGGAUGAUGCUGCGCUUGCGACUGCAUUGGCUCUCGCAUUAGGCCAGACGAUAGCAGUGUCGGUGCAAGCGAACAGUGCUCUGGGUAGACAUAUUUCUAUCUUGAGUACGCACCAGGUCAAUACGUUUCAAGCAGCCCAAUAUGCGGCUACGAUGCUUUAUAUCCUAUCCAUUGGAACGACAAGGAUCUCUAUGUGGCUCUUCGUGUGGCAAAGCGUGCAAGAGAAACGCCAGAAAUGGAUCGCCAUUGGCAUGGGGGCAUUGUGCCUACUCUGGACUCUAACAGGAUUCAUUGCCGCUGCAGCCUCCUGCGAUGAACCAAAUCCGUGGACGUUCCUAGGGAACCAAUGCUAUGACCGACUAGCAUUCGCACGCUACGUUGCCUCCUCGAACAUCGUGCUCGAAUUAUCUUCCAUCGCCAUCCCAAUCCUCCUCCUCAAAAGUCGAGCAAAAAAAUGCUGGACCACCCUCGCUUUUUGCUCCCGCUUCCUCCUCAUCGUAACCUUCAUCCCCCAAAUAUACUACAGUAACACCCUCUCCACCACCGCCUCCACCUCAAAUGACUUCACCUUCCAGGCCUGGUCCCUAACCACCUGCACCCAGCUCGCGCAAUCCCUCGCCCUCCUCACCACCUGCCUCCCCUCCUCCCUCUGUCACAUCCUCCCUGCCAAGCCCGGCCCUAUCAUCCGCCACCUUCAAUGGGACCAGGACCACACCCACCCCGCCCCUUUCGCAACCCCCGGAUUCCCCCCACCCCUAUACCCAACCCGCCCAGCGCUUGUCAGAACAAAGGCGAGCUCCGGCUACGUCGCGCCCCUCGCAACGUACCACUUCACCGGCAAGCGAAACGACUGGGACGAGGAGCUUUCCCUCUCCUCCUCCAACACCUCGAAAUCCGCCUCCCCCCUCCGCGCCUCGCAUGACGAGAUAUACCGCCGCGAGAGCGACGUCGAAAACGUGUUUGAGCGGCGCUGGAACGUACCCGACAUCGCCGUCUGCGCGCCGCGCGACCCGCCGCCGACGAGAAUGCAGGAGAUUGGGGUGCUGCCGGAGUGCGAGAUGUGGGGAAGCGAGACGGAUAGCGAGCAAGGGAGUGGCGGGGAGCGGGCGGAGUUGGAGCUGCAGCGGUGUCGGGCGAGGGGGAGUGGGGUGAGUUAUGUGUUUAAGCGGGAUAAGGUGAUUAGUUUGCCGCCGGUGAGCACGCCGAGUUGGGAGGAGGGGUGGCAGGAGGGGUUUAGUUUCGGGUGAUGAGAAAGGUGUUUGGGGUGAAGGUUUAGCGUUUGGGAGACUUUUUGGGAUGGGUUGGGUUUGUAGGUAUGGAAAAAUACUUCUGGGUCCUGUCUGUGCUAGAUAUAUCCCGUGAUAUUAAGAGAUGGAGUUAGCGAUUAUUUGACUGCAAGGUGUUGCUUGAGUCGUUACGCAGCCGCUCAGCCACUAGGUCUCUCGGUUUCCAAAACUCGAAGCGAUGGUGGGUUCGACUACGGAGUCCGUGAAAGAGUGGAACAUGAACUUUGGUGUUAUGACAUUGAGACGGUAUUCCACCUAGCUAGCAAACCAGAACACUCAGGUUGAGGCACCGAUUGGGGUCU